AUGUCCUCGACUCCUCCCUCGGGCAAGCGCCCUUAUGCGGGUUCCCCAAGCAGCGGAACAACGUCGUCGAUGGCCCCGCCCGAUAAGAAGAGGCAGCACCUGCUCUCUGAAGAUGAGGAGCACAAUGAACAAGAGGAGCAGUCUCCAACUCUUUACACGACGGCCGGUACCAUUUGGAAGCCGGAGUCGGAGCAAUCCUUUCAAGCUCCCAUUCGCCGAGGUAGAGCGCAGCGGUGGUCUCCCCAUCAAGAGCACGGAAACCGUGUCUCUCUUCUAACAAGGCAGCUGGAGAUGGUGGGUAUUGGCUCCCCCACUCGUGGAGGCAGGCCAUAUCUCGUCUCUCCCACGAGUCAGUAUUCACCUCUCCGGCAAAACAACGACCGUGCCAAAACCCCUAUGCAUCAUCCCGCCUUUGGUGUCGAUGGCAGUCCGGGUCCGGUCUCCGAUUCGCCGCCAUCUCCCCAGGAGAUUAUGCGCCGUUCUGUCGAAAUUGCGAACUCGGCCAUGUCUCCGUCGGUAUCGGAGUCUGAUAUAAUCUCCCGUGGUAUCCCGAUCCCGAGGAACAACGACAACGGUUACGAUUCGGUUGACGAGGCUCUUCGAAAGCUUCCAGUUAAGUCAUUGGCUAACCUGGCCUCGUACCCGAAUCCCAAUCAGUUGAAAGCCCAAAAUGCCUUGUCGCAUGCUCGCAUCAGACUCGCCAUGGAAGGAGCCAAUGAGCCCAAUAAUCCAUCCAGCAAUGCGUCAUCCCGCAGCAACGACAUGGCAGUCUUCCCCAAUAUGAGUCAAGGAUCUGGUGGUUCGAAAAUUUCUGAGACAGAUAUUCGAGCUCUCGAAGACUACGCUGCUCGACUCGCGCAAGCAAAGAUGAGCAAGCAGCACUAUAAGCCUCUCCUGGGGGGUUAUUCUUCCUCGACUCUGGCCACUGGCCCAGGAGCCCCCGCGCCGUUGCGGGCCGGACCCCCGGGUCAGCGCCAGUACUUUGUCCCAAAGGCGGGCUCUUCAACGGGUGGUAGCAUGCCCUCGCUCCCUCAUUCUCCUCAGAAAAUGCACCUUAACCCCGGUGUUCGUAAUCCUUUCCACGGCGCAAUUGGAGCCGGCCAAGACUUAUUUCAAGGCCCUCGCCAUGCCCCAACUCUCAACCCAGUCUCUGGUCAGCAUGGCGGUUUCGGUCCUCCCAUGACGAACGCAAGUGCCUCCGGAGCUGCUCCGUCUGAACCAGGCUUUGAGAGACAUGCCUAUAACCAUGGACACGCCAAUUCGCCUACCAACAAGGCUGGACAGCCCCAGCAGUCGCCUUCUUACAAUCUGCGCCCUUACCCUUACAGUACAAACAUUCAGCAGGGUCACCCCAUGGGUAACGUGAAUUCACAAGGCCCUGACGCCGGCGCUGGAUAUGGCCUCUAUGGCGCAACCAAUACCUUGCCGAUGGGCAGUACUCAGCAGGCGUUGGCCAUCGGUCACCCCUCCGGUUCCAGCCGCGGCCCCAACGCUUACAAUGGCACGCCCGGAUCGAAUAUGGGUGUCUCUGCUCUUGGAAUUCCGGCUCAUCAGGGAGGCGUUCGCCAGAGGUUGAACCUCAACUUGCCCGAAGAUGAGGCUUGGUCUAUCGAGGCCCAGCUUCUUAAGCCCUACGGUUGGGACCCUUCGGAACUCAACACUCGCUACCCCGCUGGCGCAGUCAAGAUGUCGGACGAUCAACUCCACGAACGCCAAAAGAAGGUCGAUGAUUGGUUCUACAGCGGAACUGCUCGACUGGGUAUGACAUUGGACGAAUUCCAGGAGCAACAGCAGCAAAAGCAGCGAAAGCCAGGACGAAAUCCCUUCGGAGCCGUGGCUGACAGACGAUCGAUGCCCAAGGGAAAGGCGGCCUCACAGUUGAAAAAGUCAUAUAAGCAUAUGUCCAUUGAUGAGGCCAACAAGAUGUCGACCGCUGAGCAUGCGGAGCCUCUCCUGAACGCGGCCCUCCAGUCUCUCGACUACCAGCGACAGGUGGCGGAGGCGCGAAAGGAAGAUGCCGAUGUUAAGGCCGAAAAGGAGGCUGCACACGCAGACGAUGAGGAGAAGGUGGACGAGAAGUCGGGUAGUGCCGCGCUUCUUCCUGGGUCCAUCCCUUCCAUGUAUUAG
Molecule: messenger RNA, 2127 nt
Organism: Scedosporium apiospermum
Lineage: Eukaryota; Fungi; Ascomycota; Sordariomycetes; Microascales; Microascaceae
Exons: 2
Coding region: 1-2127 (708 amino acids)
Source: RefSeq, a predicted model, not a curated record